Messenger RNA from Homarus americanus (American lobster), 7734 nucleotides. RefSeq lists its product as uncharacterized. Gene Ontology annotation, cellular component: membrane. The record is from RefSeq and is a predicted model, not a curated record. The transcript is spliced from 6 exons. Lineage: Eukaryota; Metazoa; Arthropoda; Malacostraca; Decapoda; Nephropidae. The coding region runs from base 81 to 1256 and encodes 391 amino acids.
UAAAAUCAAUGCUCGUCUGGUGGCAGCAGUUGGCGCAUGUGUUCUGCCCCCACACCGCUGACUUUCACAGCUGAGGCAACAUGGCGACGACGUGGGCUGCGAUCAUCUCCUUAGGUGUGGUGGCUGUGCUCGCGCCGGGGUCCUCAGCUGCCACUACAACACACGUCGCUCCUCCCACAACAACCCUCACCGCUCUCACCACCAAAAAUGUUACAACCAUAUCAAAUGUCAGUCAAGUAACAUCCAACCAGUCACAACCAAAACCACAGGAAAUUGUUCAACUGUCACGGUAUAAUGAAGAGAAGGUGGCAGAAGCGGAGGCGGUGAGGGGCGACGUGGAGGAUGAACUUCGUACUAGAGAGGUGGUUGUCUACGCCACCACCCCGCCUACACUACACCAUCCACUUGUUGUGAAGGAAGAUGAAGCUGUUGAGGAUGAAGGUGUUAAUCCUGAAAGUGAUAAUGCUGAAAGUGAUAAUGAAGGCGACUAUGACACGGAAGGAAAUGUUGUUUAUAAGAGAGGAGGAAGUGACCGGAUGGAGUAUGAGGAAUUACCGGUACCCAUGGCUCAAAAAGAUUCGUCGUCAACUGUGGGUUACACUCGCUAUGAUGGGACUUACAUCGUUAAGGACGAGUUUGGUGUUGGCUGCGUCAUGGCCUACUUCAAGUCCAAGGCCACCGUUUACUACCUGGACACGAAGGGUGAAUACAAGACUAAUCAAGUGUCCCCUUCGGAUGAUGCCAGAGUGGGUGGCAUCUGUGACCGUGUGGGCCAGGUGUCACAGGUGGACGUGUUGUGGUCCUCAUACAUCCUCUCACUCACCUUCGGUCUGGAUGAUAUCACCGACUCGUGGUUCGUGUCAAGAUUCAGCCUUACUUACAACCUCAGUAACCCAGACUUCGAGGAUGCUGCCCCUGGUGGAGGUGAGGUGACGCUGGUGAGCAGGAAGGAUCGCACCUACUGGCAGACUACCAACAGUAAGUCCUUCCGCUGCCUCCUACUACACGACGUCACCCUGAAAGACAGCUACAACAACUCCGCUACGCUGCACUUUGACGAGGUCCGCGUCCAGGCCUUUUGUGAUAGUGAAAUUUUCAGAACACCCAAGCAUUGCAUCCACCGGGUACACCGAGACGAGAUGGUGCCCGUGACUGUGGGAGCUGUACUGGCAGGCUCCACGCUACUCACCGUUAUAGGCUACGGCAUCUUCAGGUACUUUAAGGUGAAGAAGGUCCAGUAUGACACCAUGCAGUGAUGGCUUCUUCCUCGACACCAGCGCCUCCUGCACGACCCUGCAUCAAUAGGACCUCCUCAUGUGUUGGACUUCUGGAAAACUGACUAAUACCACAGUAAUAGGUAUUGCUAUGGUACCAAAAAUGUAUGUCCUAGACGAAGCCUUAUCGAAUGAAUUUAUUGUGUUUCUGAAGUACUGAAUAUAUUUAACUCGUAAAAUUUUAUGUGAACGAGGAAGAUAAUUUUGUAACACUGAAGGAUGAUGACACUUGUGAAUCUGUGGCUGAAGGCAUGACACAAACUAGGACAACACCUCACUUAAUCUAAACUAACCUGUACUAAGCUAAAUUAACCUGUACUAACCAAGCCUAACUUAAACUACCCAUGUAACGUUAGGGUGGUAAAUCUUCAGUGAAAUAAGCUGGGGUUAAUUUCCGAUGAUGCAAAAUUUGUUUUGGAAAACAUACAGUCUUAGUGAAUACAAUACCUUAGGAUUGUAUUAAAUGAUCAGUGGUUAUAAAGACUUUACCUAUAUGAGAAUUUCUUUAACAACAGCAAAAAAGUAAGUGGGGUUAAGUUGCCCUCUCCCUUACGAACUGCCCCCCCGAGUCCCUCACGAACUGUCUCCCUCACGAGCUCUCUCCCUCAAGUGUUCUCUUCCUCACGAGAUCUCUCCCCCAAGAGCUCUCUCCCUCAGGAGCUCUCUUCCUGACAAGUUCUCUCCCUCGCGAAUUCUGCCAAACAUCUGACCAGUAUGGUGUUAUCUUCUCAGUAUGUGCUCUGUCAGCCUGUCAUACACCUGAACCACAAAGUAGAGCUCUGACUGGCGUCAUCUGUCACACUACCAGCAGCCCUGAGUUGUCAUACUUCAGUGCUGUGUUCUCUGGAACAUAGUCCUCGUCACGCAACACGAUGUUUAGUACAAAACCCCCUAAUGUUUAUGUAUUCCAUCAUUUUCGAAACAUAACUGUGGUAUUGUUCUUAGCCUUGUAGGUUGACUUCUGGAGAACAUAUUUUGAACGUUCAAGAUAUGUUCUUCACAAUUCCACCUGCGAGGUUAAGCCUCGGUGAACAUGGUGAAAUAUACGUAUAUAGUUAGGUUUAAAAUGUGAUGGAUUAUAUAACAGUGUUCUUGAUGUGUAUCAUCCUUAAGGAUCUAUGUAAACACAAACAUCAAGGGAUUUUGUAAACAUCAUGUAUAAUUGAGUGAGAGUCGCCCCGUCAGACUCAACCUUAGUCAUUCUCCUGAAUGAAGUUAACUAUUGUUUAUCUGUAACAUUAGGUAAAGUGGAGGAAUAAUUUAGCAUCGCACAUAACUUUAUACUGCUUUAAGUAUUUUAAACUGAAGUAUUAGCUAAGUAUUGUACAUGUAACAGAGAUACGAUAGAAAGAGAAACUUAAAAGAAUAUACGCUCAUGGAGACUGAUUUCGUUUUAUAUAUUUAUGCGAUAUCUAACAUAUCUUGGUAAAUAUUUGGAAUCAAGAAAUUAUCACCCAGAAAGGUUUUCAAACUUUAGAAUGAUACAAAAUAUAAUUAUAUAAGCAACAGCACUUGAUAAAAUACUAUUUCAGAAAUUUUUGUCCUGAAGAUUUGAACUGGAGAUCGAAACGAAGAUUUUUGGCCCCAAAAUCUACAUAGUUUACAUUACUUAUCAAAAUAAUGUAUUGUAAUAAUGAUCAUUUUUUUUUUUUUUUACUUUGCUUCGUGUUGAUGAACAUUGUGAAUGUGGAAACUUGAAAACAGUUAUUCUCAGUAGCAGCCCAGCUAUCGCUCGAGCCCUUGUUUGUGUAUAAAUAACGCUGGAAUAUUCAUAAGCUAACCUAACCUAACCCAACCCAACCCAACCUAACCAAAUUUAACCUAUCUUUACCCCACCUUCCUUAACGUAACGUAACAUUGCCUUCCAUAACCUAACCUAAAGUAAAUCAACCUAAUCUAUAACCUUUUCUAGUUGACCUACCCUACCCUACCCUACCCUUACUAACCUAGCGUGACCUAGCCUAAUCUAAUUUAACCUACAGUAACCCUACCCUGACCUGGCCUAGACGUUACUUCAGCGUGUAUUGGGGAAGGGAAGGGGGCUGUGUGUAUGUUGGGGUUGUUGAAGCAAUAACACAGUCUUGGUGUUGUAUUAAACUGUGUCAUCUAGACUCGCUCGCUGCAUAUCCGCCAACAUAUCAGUUUAUGCCAUCACAUUUCAAAAGCCAAGUACAAACAAAUAUUAAAAGGCGAAAGUAUUUAUUUUCCUUAAUUGUAAAGUUUGAAAAAUUCUCUGGCAGCGUUCAGAGGACAUUUACUGAAUGACCCAAGGAUUAAAAAGGUUUAUUAUUCAAGAAGCAACAGUUUGAUAUUUUCUUGUUGUAUAUUUGAUUUGAUGAAUAUUUAUCAUACAGUAUAGCAAUAAUGAAUCAACAACGGGGAUGUAUCUGACAGUGUAGCUUAAGUUAAGGAAAAAUACAGUAUAGCAAUAACGAGCCUCAAUGGUAAACUGGCUCUCUCUUGUCAUACACUGUAAAUGGACAACGGGUAUAUACUGACAGCAAUGGCGGCGUGAUUGGCAGAUUCACUCAUGUCGCACGAGUGAAAAUUAUCAUUAUCUGUGAUAGAAAAACAAAAUUCUACCAAAAAUUUAAAUCUUUUUCUCGUGUGUCAUGAGGAAAUCUGUCAAUCAGAUGCCGCCGUUCCAGUCAGUGGACACCCGUUGUCCACGUACAGUGUAUGACAAGAGGAGACCAGUUCACCUCAUCAGAUAACGGUGUGCUCAGAUAAGUGGUCGUUUAUUAGUAAAACAUAAUCUAGAAAUAUGCUGAUAUGAUAUUUAGCCAUUGAAGUUUUCAGACUUUACAGAAUGUUAAACAAAGUGCUUGAGAUCAGAAAUGGUUUCCAUCUUGCGUAGCAGAGAACAAUGUUAGAUUCUGGAGAUAAAAAUGUUGAAUUUGCGUCAUGUUGAUGGUGACUGUAAAUCAAAAGAUGAACGAUAAUACAAUUUAUAAGCUUCACACCAAAUGGGGUGCCACGAUGUAUCAAAAUACUUAUCUAGGCAUGUGUCAAACGUACCAAAGUAUUGAUUUAGGCAUGUGUAAAAAUAGCUAAGGAGCUGUGGUACCCCUGCAUCAAGGUUUUCAGUUUCAUGGUAUUAUUAUUAAAUACAAGCCUAUUCACUGUAUUAGUUUAACAUGCUAAGCUGAGCUGCCACAUUUGUCUUAUCCGGCAAAUUACACACGUACAGGCAUUUCAGGUAUUCUUGUCUCCUGAAUCCAUCAUCCAUUUGAGAAUGAAGGUUAUACCUGUAUAGCAAAAGUUUCACUGUGAAAUAAUGAAAUAUUAAUAUAAGUAAAACAAGAAAAUACCAAGGACUUUUUUUAUUGACUGUAGAAAGAAAAUUACGAUGAACCGACUGACCAGAUUGUGUGUUUUGUAUUGUACCUUCAUCACCAAAUGGGAUGAAUGACUCUCAUGAUCUGAGUUAUGAUGGCGCUAUUUGACUCAGUGUUGCCAACCUAGCGAAAAGUCGCAACCAAUAAGCUGAUUUGAGUAAUUUUAGUAAACUUUGGGUUUAUUUGUAGUAUAAUUUCAGGGAAUUUCAGGAUGAUAUUACUGAAUUUCAUCGAUUUCUGGAUUAAUGUUUAACAAAUUCUACCCAUUUAAUAUUGACUAAUUAAGUUUAAUGAGUUUGGACUUUUAUCUUUGUGACUUUUAUCUCUCAUAUUUUUUUAAGAGUUGUUGGACUAGUGGAAUUACCAACCUUUGUUAUGCACUUAAAGACCUUAGUUGUUGAAGCACAGUACUGUAAUAACAUUAUAACAACAAUCUUAUGCGACUUUUUGGGUUGUAAGAGUUGGCAACAGUGCGCCAUUACGUAAACUUCUGUAAACUGAUGAGCUGCUACCCUCAACCCGCAAAAGACACAACUUGUAAAACAUCAUACAUAGGGACACAACUUAUAAAAUAUCUUUCAUGCAAGUUGUAAAAUACCAUACAUAUAAGUUAUGAUAUACUGUAGGCGAAGUGAAUAUUUUUGUUCUACGUCACUUUUGUUGAAAGUUGUGUUGAUUUCAGUGCCAUGUCCAUUGGCUCUGAGAGGAGUUAGCUGGAUCUAAGAGGAGAGCUGGCUCUGAGAGGAGACAGCUGGUUCUGAGAGGAGGCAGCUGGUUCUUAGAGGAGGCAGUUGGAUCUGAGAAGAGGCAGCUAGCUCUGAGAAGAGGCAGCUGUCUCUGAAAGGAGACAGCUGGCUCUGAGAUGAUUCAUCUGGCCCUGAGAGGAGGCAGCUCAUCAGGUUCACUGUGUAUGUUAUGAGACUUAUUGUGAAAAGCAUCGACUACCAGCGGGGUAAAAUAUAUUAGAAAAAUGCCGCUAUGUAGGACAUUUUUUACUAAUCACUACGCUAUUCCACUGUAAGGGUUGUAAAUGCUGUGAAUUCACGAUAUGUUUUUCUAAUCAUUAAGAAGUGUAUCAGAAAAAAAAAAAGAAUUGUGAGUGUGUUACAAUGUUGUACUGUUGUAGGUAGGCCGUAGCCGCCACCCCCAGAGCUCCUCCUGGUCACCAACAACCACAACCCGACCACCUCCCUUUUUCUGUCCCUCCUACUUCUUGCUCAUUAUCAUCCUGACCUUCUUACUGCUUCCUCAUCAUCACCCUGUCCCUCUCACGACUUAACCCCUAUGACGACUCACCACUUCGAGUAUGACGACUUAACUGUUUGAAUGUGACGAUUUGACCCUUGAGUACUUCAACUUAAUCUCUUGAGUACGACGAUUUAACUCAUUGAGUACAACUACUUAGCCCUUUUAUUACAACACGUUAAAUAGCGGAAUACAAAGACUUAGCCCUUUGAGUGGCCUACUACGAAUCAAUUCCUUGAAUAGGACGACCUAAAUUAUUGGCCUCGCAGCGUUAAAAUAUCUUUCUGAGGGGUUCAUUUUACUCAAGGGGUUAAAGUCAUUUAUACCAGCUCAGCGUUUGUCUGUCAUAUUCCUGAUCAUACUUUAUCUGUCACACACCUUCAACUAUCAACACAAGAGGUGGUGCGUCUCUCACCUCCUGCUCGUAAGUUUGUUGUGUCCAGUUGGAGCUGUACCGAGUCUUCCAUGAGGUGCCGUGUGACCUUGUGAUAUGCCCACUUGUGCCCCCUUGUGUUCACUCAGGUCCAGUGUGCAGGAAGGGUGGAGGAUGUGCGGGUCGGGUACCACCACCUAGCUUAGGGAUCAUUAGUAGAGAUCCUCGUGUUCCUUUCCAUUUAUGUCUUCCAUGAAUGUCAAUUGUGAUAGUCAACAGAUUUCCAUUAUGCUUCUCUUUAUAGUUUAGGCAUAGUGAUAUACGGAAUAAUUUAGAAUUCAUUCGCUUUUUCAGUGGGCCAAUAAAUUACAUUCAGAUGUUGGAACAUCCUAUAUGGAGGACAUUAGCAGCGAGGCUAGUUGAGCAAGAGUCCCAGAGUGGUGGUGGUGUAACCCGGCCCUGCGUCGACAGUGGCUGUUGUUAUUGUCUAAUAAUGGUAGAUAUCCAUUUUUUACACUUUCAAGCACACUGCAACAUUUUGUUUGAGCACUACACACUCAAGUGAGUUUGCAUGUUUGCUGGUACCAAUAUUCUGUCAAGUGCCAUUAUUGUUUUCUUUUUCAGAUAAUCUGCAUGAACCGUAUAACAUUAACUUAAUCUGUGACGCGCAUAUCAUUUAUGUAACCACAGAGAGAACGUAUAGAAGAUUUUAUAUAUAAGGGGUCAUUUCUGGGGUUCAAAGAUAGCAAGCAGCUCUCUUUAAAGCCUUUGUGGAUAUAUUAGACAUUUACAGUGUGUCUGUGUGACAACAUAUCACAAGUGUUAUGUAGAAGGAGAACCUUUAAGGUAACCCUUAGAUGAUAAGAAAAAAUAAUUUAUACUGGGAAGAUGUACAGUAUGUGUCCUAAUUCCACGUGAUUUGUGUAUGUUAAGAAACUUAAGAGUCGCCACAAAGGUCCACAAUUGAUGUGAAAUUAGUGAUUCUUUGCUCCAGAUACACUUUUAACGUCUCCUGUACAUUAUGUUAUCUUUGAACUUUUGAUAUGACCUUUAUGAUCCUCUGCCUGUAGUUGGGGUGGAGCUCCGUGCAGCCUCAGACACAUGGAGUCCUGUGGCAGCUGCAGGAGUCAGUUUACUGCUCCAGCUUUGCAGGUGGUUAUAAUUCCACCAAAACUUAGAAUCUUUAAAACUAAAAGAUAUAAUUUAAGUGAUCAAUGCAGACUGUUGUAGUGCACACUCUACGACUAAUGAAAAAUCAGAUUAAAUUGAGUUUACGUAAUAUAACCCAUGAAUGUAAAUGUUAUUUCAAAAUACGGUUGAUGAACAUCCCAAAACUGUUGUUUAUUGUGUUCCUGACAUGUAAUUUGGGUGUUGAGGAUGAGGAGGAACCACAAAAAAGUGUGUAACGCAAUGCUCGACAUCUUCCUCUGUAACCUGCACUCUUAUAUUUCUGGGUUGUAAUUAAUUUGAUGUUUUCUCCGCAAUAAAUAGUGGUAAUAUAAAA